AUGGGCGAUGGAUGGGAAGCGUGCACACAGGGUGGCUCCUUGGUCAUGGCUAGGGGGAUCACGCAUAUUAUAUCCGUCAUAGAUUGGAAAUUUGCUGGCGAUUCUCCUCUUAUCAGAGGCUACCAACAUUUUCACAUCCCUAUUGAGGACAAUGACGAUGAAAACCUCAUCGAGUGGUUUCCUAAGAGCAAUGCCUUCAUCGAACGAGGGCUGAACGACUGGCAACAUGAUUUUCAAGAUCCAGGAGCAAAUGCAAGCGAAGAUGGAGACGCUGGCAGGAACAGCGGUGUGCUUGUUCACUGCGCAAUGGGCAAAUCCCGUUCCGCCACAGUCGUCAUUGCAUACUUGCUCUGGCACUCCCACCGCCAGAAUCCCUCCGCAUCUUCCGCCCUCACCCCUCAACACAAUCCCGCCCCCAAAAAAUCACGUGACACCACUCCCGACAAAUCCGACACCCUCACCCCCGAAACAGCCCUCGCCCUCCUCCGCGAAUCCCGCCCCAUUGCCGAGCCGAACGACGGCUUCAUGGAACAGCUUCACCUCUACCAUUCCAUGGGUUGUCCCGAUACCAUCGACUCACAACCAAAAUACCAACGCUGGCUGUACCAGAAAAAUAUCCAGGAAAGCCUAGCAAUCAAUCGCGCUCCGGAAGUUGAUAACAUCCGCUUCGAAGACGAGCACGAGGAAGAAAAUGAAGACGCCGGAACCAGUGCCGAGAAGAGACAUCUUGACAUCAAAUGUCGGAAAUGCAGACGCCUGCUUGCGAAAUCGAGUUUCUUAGUUGACCAUCAGCCGACGUCUUUAUCAUCAUCGAAUCAGAACCAGCGGCAUGAGAGGCAGAAGCAGAAGCAGAAGCAGACCGUCAUGGGUGUAGAUACGGAAAAGGAAUGUGCGCAUCUCUUCCUGCACCCUCUGUCAUGGAUGAAGGGGAAUUUAGAAAAGGGGGAGCUGGAUGGGCGGUUGAUCUGUCCGAAUCAGAAAUGUGGAGCUAAUGUCGGCAAGUUUGCCUGGCAGGGCAUGCAGUGCAGUUGUGGUGGGUGGGUAACGCCGGGGUUCGGGCUGGCCAGGGGGAGGGUGGAUGAGGUGGCUAUGUUGACGAAAACGGCGUAUGGGGCUUCAGCAGUGGCGGGUGUGAGGUUGCCACCCGGUAUGAGGAGGGAAGUGGGCCAUUUAUGA
This is a messenger RNA of Endocarpon pusillum Z07020, 1176 nucleotides long. RefSeq lists its product as uncharacterized. Gene Ontology annotation, biological process: protein dephosphorylation. Bases 1 to 1176 code for a protein of 391 amino acids. NCBI's taxonomy places the organism in Eukaryota, Fungi, Ascomycota, Eurotiomycetes, Verrucariales, Verrucariaceae. Gene Ontology annotation, cellular component: nucleus. The transcript is spliced from 3 exons. The record is from RefSeq and is a predicted model, not a curated record. Gene Ontology annotation, molecular function: protein tyrosine/serine/threonine phosphatase activity.